CUAAAUUGAUCAGAUAUAAAAUAUACUAGGAUCAAUAAAAACACUUGUAAAAUUUAAUUGUCAACAGNAUUCUCGAAUCCCCCAUUUUUUCCCAUUUUUCAUUCGAUUCAGUGCAUCAAACUCAUCGCGGCGAUGUCGUUGAGGAUACUUGUGACGGGUGGCGCGGGUUAUAUUGGGAGUCACACGGUGCUGCAGCUGCUGCUGGGCGGGUACAAGGCGGUUGUGGUGGACAAUUUGGAUAAUUCAUCGGAAGUUGCUAUCAAAAGGGUUCAGGAACUCGCCGGCAAACAUGGCUCUAACAUGACCUUUCAUAAAAUAGAUCUUCGGGAUAAGCCGGCACUUGAGAAACUUUUUGUUUCUGAAAAGUUUGAUGCCGUCAUUCAUUUUGCCGGGUUAAAGGCAGUUGGAGAAAGUGUGCAGAAACCCUUGAUGUAUUAUGACAAUAACAUUGUUGGUACUAUUAUGCUAUUGGAAGUCAUGGCUGCCCACGGAUGUAGAAAACUAGUGUUUUCAUCAUCAGCUACUGUGUAUGGCUGGCCGAAAGAGGUUCCAUGCACUGAAGACUCCCCUAUUAGUGCUAUGAAUCCUUAUGGACGGACUAAGCUUUUUAUAGAAGAGAUAUGUCGAGAUCUUUACCAGUCGGACAAAACAUGGAAAAUCAUUUUACUGAGGUAUUUCAAUCCUGUGGGUGCUCAUCCAAGUGGUUAUAUUGGUGAAGAUCCUAGAGGAAUCCCAAACAAUCUUAUGCCCUUUGUGCAACAAGUUGCUGUUGGAAGGCGGCCUGCGCUUACUGUUUACGGAACUGACUAUGGCACAAAGGAUGGAACAGGGGUACGUGAUUACAUCCAUGUUGUGGACUUAGCAGAUGGCCAUAUUGCUGCUGUGAACAAGCUUUCUGAUCCUUCUGUAGGCUGUGAGGUGUAUAAUCUUGGGACAGGACAUGGUACAUCCGUCUUAGAAAUGGUUGCAGCAUUUGAAAAAGCAUCAGGGAAGAAAAUUCCAUUGAUAAUGGCUGAUCGACGACCUGGAGAUGCUGAGAUUGUAUAUGCUGAAACAGACAAAGCCGAACGGGAGCUUAAGUGGAAGGCAAAAUACGGCAUUGAUGAGAUGUGCAGAGACCUGUGGAACUGGGCAAGCAAGAACCCUUACGGUUACGAGCCAACUAAGUGAUGUCGAGUGUCAAGUGAGGUCUUGCAUUUUAGUUCUUAGGUAGAGUUAAUUAAAUUGUAAAUCGACAAUGACACUGUUGAUUAAGUGAAGUUUUCUGUGGUGUUGAGGUUGUUAACCUUAAUACAAAGACUUUGCCAAGAGCAGUUAUAAUCUACUAACUACUACUAUCUUAAAAGGAUGAAUAUUUCUAUAAAUAUAUGUGUAGACUAAAAUAUACUCAACAUGAAACUCAGUAAUUAUAUUCAGUAAUUAUGUGGGAGUUCAAUGUAAUAAUACCUCAGUUACUAAAUUUUUCUCGAUGGUUCGUAUAAUUUUAUUUGUCUCUACUUCAUUUUGGUGCCUCUUCCUCGAUUUAAAUUCUUAUUUCCUCACCGUUGAAGAUUUGGACGGAGAAUUACAUAGGACAUACAUGGAGAUGAAAAGAAAAAUCCAGCUUGAUUUGCUAACUACGAGUUU
Striga asiatica is the source of this 1626-nucleotide messenger RNA. Lineage: Eukaryota; Viridiplantae; Streptophyta; Magnoliopsida; Lamiales; Orobanchaceae. The record is from the annotation of a GenBank genome assembly.